Scedosporium apiospermum is the source of this 909-nucleotide messenger RNA. RefSeq lists its product as uncharacterized. Lineage: Eukaryota; Fungi; Ascomycota; Sordariomycetes; Microascales; Microascaceae. The record is from RefSeq and is a predicted model, not a curated record. Gene Ontology annotation, cellular component: mitochondrion. The coding region runs from base 1 to 909 and encodes 302 amino acids. The transcript is spliced from 2 exons.
AUGGCCUUCCCCCCAUCCCUGCUUGCGCGGUCUCCCGCCCGGCUCAUCCUCUCUCAAUGCGCGCCAAGCAUCCGCAACAUCACAACCACCUCAUACCUCAAUGCCGGUCACAAUAAGUGGUCCAAGAUUCGACACGAGAAAGGUGCCGCCGACCGCAGACGGAGCACGCAAAACAUUGGCCUUGCGAAAGCCAUAACCGACGCCACUAGAAAAGGCGGCCCCAACUACAAAAACGACAACCCCGCCCUCGCCGCCGCCAUAGCAGCCGCCAAAGCCGCCAACGUAACCUCCGCCUUCAUCGAGCGCGCCAUAGCCCGCGGCCAAGCGCGUUCUCUCUCAGGCGACGCACUCGAAAAAAUGACCGUCGAGGCCGUCAUGCCGGGCAACGUCGCCCUCAUCCUCGACGUCGAAACGGACAGCCGGCUGCGGAGUCUGCAGGAGCUCAACCGUCUCGUGAAGAAGGCGGGAGGGAAGCCCGGGUCUACGCUGUUCUACUUUGAGCAGUGCGGACGGAUCGUGCUUGAGAAGAAGGACGAGGGAACGGCGCUGGCGGAGUGGGAGGAGGAGGUGAUGGGUGCUGUGUUGGAGGAGGAGGGUGUGUUGGAUGUGGAGGGGGAGGAAGAUGAGGAAGAAGUUGUCGUGUGGACUGUUGCGGGGGAGACGGGGAGCGUUGCGCAGGUUGUGAGGGAGAGGUUGGGGGUUGAGCCGAAGGGGGUGGAUUUGGUUUGGAGGGCCAAGGAGGAUAUGAGGGUUGCGGUGGAGGAUGGGGCCGUUGCGGAGGAGUUGGGCAAGUUUUUGGAGGCGUUGGAGGAUUUCCCGGAGGUUGUGGGGACGUUUAUCAAUGCUGAGAAGGGAGGGAUUUCGGAUGAAGCGUGGGCGAAGGUGCAGGAUAGCUUGAUUCUGCCUUGA